UGUGCAACACCUCUCUCCUCUCCUGUCCUGUCCUUUCCUGUCCUUUCCUGUCCUCCGCACUCCUCUCUCCGCCCGUCUGUCUCUGGGAAACCUGGUUCAUUCCUCGCUGGUGCCGGGCUUCUGUGGAGAGCGUCUCUGGCGGAGCCAUGACUCGGUGCUGUGUGGUCAAGGUGGUGCAGCUGCAGCUCACAGAGAUCCAGAUCCUACCGGUCCAGACUCACCUGGAGAACUCCAAGUUCCACUUGCACCAGAGCCAGAGCCAGCAGGUCAAGCAGUACCUGACGUUGGGUUCCAAGCUGGCUGGGGGCCAAGGCCAGGGCCACACCGCCCCAGGACACCCCCACGCCCCUGGGCAGCCCCUGGGAGCAGUGCCCGUCAUGAGGAACGGACACAUGCCCUCCGUCAGCGAUGGGAGCCCCAACAGUCCUGUCACCCUGCUCACCCUGGCAGCCAGCCACGACAGUGAGUUUCCAAUGGAUGAAGUUAUUGAUGACCUUAUAAGUCUUGAGUCCGGGUUCAAUGAUGGGGGCUUGGAUUGUAUGGAAUCUAACAUCAUGAUGCAAAACAAUGUAUCCCUCAGUGGCAGCAUGCUGGACCUCUAUGGGGGUGAACCAGAACACGACACCAGGGUGAUGGCUAAAGAGAGGCAGAAGAAAGACAACCACAAUUUGAGACCCAGCAAAAGAGCCCUGCGCAAAUGA
Molecule: messenger RNA, 701 nt
Organism: Osmerus eperlanus (European smelt)
Lineage: Eukaryota; Metazoa; Chordata; Actinopteri; Osmeriformes; Osmeridae
Product: transcription factor EC-like
Exons: 6
Coding region: 147-701 (184 amino acids)
Biological process (GO): regulation of transcription by RNA polymerase II
Cellular component (GO): nucleus
Molecular function (GO): DNA-binding transcription factor activity, RNA polymerase II-specific; RNA polymerase II cis-regulatory region sequence-specific DNA binding
Source: RefSeq, a predicted model, not a curated record